AUGCCCCCGCGGGCGACGGGCGCCACAUCGGCGACAAGUCGCCGUGGUCGCGACCUGGCAGCCCGCCUCGACCUUUUAAAACAACACAUGAGCCCCGGGCUGCGCUUCAGCCUGAGCGCCUCGCUCGAUAACAUUGCACACCUGGACCUCGACCUCUUGCCCUCUCCAUCAUCGUCAUCAUCAUCAUCAUCACUGACCGCUCCGGCCCCCCCGGUCGCUGCUUCUUCAUCGUCCGCCGCCGCUGCUCCGGCCACCUUGCCUCUCGGUGCCACUGACCAUGAAAGCACCAACGCCAGCACAACCUCAACCUCUCAACCCAGCGUUGUCGUUGGCUUGCGCCAACGCGUGCGUGCUCACCUCGCCGACCCCGGUGCUCUGAACCGCGGCCCUCCGGUCGUGUUCAAGUGCCCAGCCCCCAACUGUGAACGGGUCUACCGCACCCGCGGCGGUUGGUGCCGACACGUCUCCUCUGUCCAUCGGCGACAAGUCAUGGCCAAGGAUGCCGUCCCCUCCUUUGAAAAGGGAGGCCAGCCCUGUACCCGCCCACGUCUCUCCUGGCAACAUUACUCCCACUCCUGGACCCCGGCCGCCCCCAUGCCUGCCGCCUGCUCAGAUCCGUGCGCGGCACCCAGUCCGGCGACAAGCGACACUGAUCUUGGCUACGCCGGGAGCCCCGUUUCCACCGUAUCCGACGCCCCUGCUCACGCUUCCUCCACCCCAAACACAUCCCAUCCCGCCACCAGCCUCGCUGACGUGCGCCAUCAUCAACGCCCUGGCAACCUCGAAGACCCGGACCACCCAUCCCCUCGCCCGAUCCAGGCCCACCCCCGCAAAGACCAUCCCUGCAGUGCCCGCGUCACUGGCUCGCUUGCCAGCGUCCUCCCACUGUAUCCUUUGGAAGACGAGCUUGUCCUAGCCCAGUGCCCGCACUGUGCUCGUCACCUGUCCGCCCAGCGCCUCGUGCGCCAUCUCUAUGAUUGCUCCCACGCCUCGGUCUCCACCUCCACCUCCCCUUCCAACAACACCCCCACAUCCACAUCGGCACACGCUGGUACUGCCCUCUCAAAAUGGCGCCUUCGCCACCGCACUGGCCCCAACCCCAGUCCCGCCGCCUCCCAUCUGCGAUACGCCCUACCCCACGCCAUGCUUCAACACCCCUUGUCCCUGGCCGCCACCCAACACAACGCCCGCUGCCUCAGCGCCACCAGCCACCACACGUUGACGGAGGAUCGUGAAGACUCGAGUGAUGCUUGGGAUAAUUCCUCCGACGUCGAUACUCUCGAACGCAGCAGCACCGACUCGGGCAUCGAAGGCGAGUCAGCCCGCGAACUCCCUGCGUCUCCCACCACCACUGCCCUCAAACCCAACAGUACCAACGCCGGCGGUCACCACUCCACCACCAAGGACAGCGGUAGCGGCAGCACCAAUGAUAUCAGCAUUGCCAACCCCCCAGCUCCCUCCUCAUCCAAGUCUAACGUUCUCAAGGCCGCAGCGGCUUCUCAGGCCUCCGUUGCCAAGGCGGCCCCCAGCAAUGCAACUGCCUCCACUUCCGGCAUGCCAAUCCUUCCAAUCCCGAGUCUAGCGCCCCGCACACAGGCCAAGCGCAACUCGGACUCAACGCACCAGUCUCACGAGCCCUCCAAAAGCCCCAAAAAAUCAAGCACAACGGCCCCUUCCGCUUGUCCAGCCACUGCCAAGCCUGAUGCCGGCGCCCAGAGCACGCCAACCUCCCGCGCCACAGGCCCCUCAGUAGCUCCGGGCAAGCCCACUGGCGCAAAGGCCACCCCCAUCCCCAAAGCACCAAAGGCCGCCCGCAGGCCGGCCAAGCCCCGGGCACCCCGGGCACCCCGGGCACCUCGCGGCUCGGGCAAAGCCAAGACCAAGGGCACCAGCAGCAAGACCUCGGCCCUACCCCCCUCCAGCGCUGGCCUCACCGUCACCGCCGCUGGCACCUCGCCCUAUGGUGCCCUGCCCUACGCCCUCCCACAGUACUGCUAUGGGGUCCCUGCUGGAUACUACACGACAAACUCGGCCCGGCUCUGCGUCCACGCUCCCCCCUCCUUCAAAUACACCACGCCCGUCAAUGGUUAUGUCCGUCCUACCACGCUCAUCACCUCGGGUGGGGCCACGUGGACCUACCCCAGUCCCAUGGGCCUGGUCAGCCCUGGUACAGUCCUCACCCCCAGCAUGGCUGCCAGCGAGGUCCCGGACCUUGUCCACGUGUCCCAGUUGACCACCUUCCUCAACCGGUGCUACGCUCCGUCGUAUGUGCUGCCUGGUGUACCAGUGGGCACUCGCUUAGUGGCGUCAGCUCCACUGACGGCCACUGCCACGUCCUCGGUCCCCGUGAUCCCCACCGCGGCCGUGACAGCUUCAUCCCCCACCAAGGCCGGGGCAGCUAGCACCAUCGUGGCAGCCUCUUAA
Molecule: messenger RNA, 2424 nt
Organism: Monosiga brevicollis MX1
Lineage: Eukaryota; Choanoflagellata; Craspedida; Salpingoecidae
Exons: 1
Coding region: 1-2424 (807 amino acids)
Source: RefSeq, a predicted model, not a curated record